Molecule: messenger RNA, 477 nt
Organism: Diaporthe batatas
Lineage: Eukaryota; Fungi; Ascomycota; Sordariomycetes; Diaporthales; Diaporthaceae
Exons: 1
Coding region: 1-477 (158 amino acids)
Source: RefSeq, a predicted model, not a curated record
AUGCGCCCUAGACUGUUAAUGUUACAACUUCAAGAGGAAGAGCGCGAAGCCGAGUAUCGCCUACCUAGUACGUCCACGUACAUCACACCUCUCACUAAUCACAAACCUGGUACACCCGAUGCUGCUCGCACAGGGAAUCACCCCAGACUCCGCCGCGGGCAAAGUCUACAUAGCAUCGGCGAUACGGAUUCAGAGUUGGCUGAUCCGUUGCUAAUCAAACCCACGCCAAACGUCGACAGUCAAGGUCCGAAAGAAUCCAAUGCACUUGCAACUCCAAAGAGUGCUACCACAGACUCUCUCUUCGGAGACUCACCUGUUGAUGGUACAGAAGGUUCACAUCUGACUGAAGCCGUUUCGAUCCAUCAAAAGGAAGGACUGGCCCAACCGACCUCGAAUAAGAGGAAGCUUGACGAUGCCAAUGUGGCAGCCGAACCGCAGCAGGCUGUUAAACGCCUUCGCUGCCUCUCUUUGCCCUGA